GUCUGCUCAUCGUCGAUCGGAUCCCGUCGGCACCGUCGUCGACCGGGGCACCGCCUGCCCCGUCGAUCGGAUCCCGUCUGCACCGUCGUCGGCCUGUGUGCCGCCUGCCCGGUCAUCGGCUGGGACAUCGCCUACCCAUCGUCGAUUGGAUCCCGUCGGCACCGUCGUCGGCUGGGGCACCGCCUGCCCCGUCGAUCGGAUCCCGUCUGCACAUUGCCUGCUCACCGUCGAUUGGAUCCCGUCGGCACCGUCGUCGGCUGGGGCACCGCCUGCCCCGUCGAUCGGAUCCCGUCUACACGUCGUCUGCUCAUCGUCGAUCGGAUCCCGUCGGCACCGUCGUCGGCCGGGGCACCGCCUGCCCCGUCGAUCGGAUCCCGUCUGCACCGUCGUCGGCCUGUGUGCCGCCUGCCCGGUCAUCGGCUGGGACAUCGCCUGCCCAUCGUCGAUUGGAUCCCGUCGGCACCGUCGUCGGCCGGGGCACCGCCUGCCCCGUCGAUCGGAUCCCGUCUGCACCGUCGUCGGCCUGUCUGCCGCCUGCCCGGUCAUCGACUGGGACAUCGCCUGCCCAUCGUCGAUUGGAUUCCUACAUUGAUUCACCGCGUCUCUUGCGGCUACUACGGUGAGUCAGAACGAGAUGGCUGAGCCGGAGGAGCGUGUUGCUCAACUUGAGCUACAACUGCAGGAGGCACUCGGGCGCAUCAACGAACUGAGCGAACUGCUGGCAGAGCGAACGUCAGUCGCACCCACUCGGGAUACAUCUCGGUUACCAGCGGCAAGCCGAACUGAAGAGCAACUUGUUCAUGUCCCGGAAGCGACCCAUGCGGAGCAGCCCAUGCGGGAUCAGUCAAGACCUCCGGGGAGUCGGCCUGGUGAGGGAUCGUCUGGGGGAUUCCUUCUUCAGCAGACGUUCACCAUUCCGACUUUUGGUCUGGGUGGUACUACAAGUCUGAACCAGUACUUCCAACGAUUUGAAGAUCACUGCUCACGCACGUAUUCCGGAACUCUGGACGAAGCUCUUCCGCUUCUGCAGUCUCUCUUGGUCGGUGAAGUGGCCGAAGUGUUCUCGGCUUGCGGAGGGACCGAAACCACGUAUGCAAAACUGAAGGAACGUAUGCUACGUUGGGUGGCUGUCCAAACUGACCACACACAGCAGAGUACUCGAAUUCGUUUCGACAAUGCGAAACCAGGACCAGGAGAGGACCUUGCGCUCUUUGCCCUCCGACUGUCUUCUCUUUUCGAAGACGCCUUUCCUGGUGAGGACGUCCAAUCGUCUGAGCUUCUACGAGACCGACUUUUCCAGAGCCUGCCACCUGUUAUCCGGGAACAGCUGAAACUGGACAUCAGAUAUAACAGGGCUAUCCACGGCAAGACGCUGCUAUGGGAUCAUUACCUGACGAUUCUUCAGUGUAAGAAGCACACAGUAGCGGGAUUAGACUCCACGGUACUGGCCGCAAUGGAAGAACCGCCACGAGGAAGAGCACCUGAGAGACCGGGGAUGGCAGUGGAUCGAACUGCUCGCCGUUCUCAGAGGAACACGCAUGAUGAGUCCGGCACUCGGCGACGAAGUGAGAAGCAGCGGAAUGAAAGUGUUCAUAGAAGCCUUCAACGCGAAUCAAGGUCUGAACAAUCCAUGGCCAGAGGAAAAAGCAGUGACAGAUCGCGGGCGUUCUGCAGUUUCUGUGGCCGUCGUGGACAUGCUGAGGACAUCUGUCGACAGAAGCUUGGUCUGUGCUUUGCUUGUGGAAGCUCAGAUCAUCUAGUUCGAGACUGCGAAUCACGUUCAUUUACACGGAAUCCAGGCCGACGGGAGGGAGGUGCGGAAGGUUCACAGCUCCGUCAGAGCGGGUCCGCUUCACGCGCCCGGAGGCGACCUGGAGCUGGUGCUCGAUCGGAGACUCGUUCUGCAAGUGGCGACAGUUCUCGAUCACCAUCCCCCGUCCGUACAGUUCGAUCAGAUCGCCAGGGACACACAAGGCAAUCGGAAAACUAGUCGGUCACACAGGCGAACCAGGGCAGCCUGCUGUGACCGAAUACAGCCCUGACGGCGAACGUUUUCGUGAAGAAAGCAGCAUCAACGGAGCGGACGUGUCUGUUCUGUCGCCUGUUAGACGAUCGUCUUCCUUG
Amphibalanus amphitrite is the source of this 2124-nucleotide messenger RNA. RefSeq lists its product as uncharacterized. NCBI's taxonomy places the organism in Eukaryota, Metazoa, Arthropoda, Thecostraca, Balanomorpha, Balanidae. The coding region runs from base 635 to 1990 and encodes 451 amino acids. The record is from RefSeq and is a predicted model, not a curated record. The transcript has a single exon. Gene Ontology annotation, molecular function: zinc ion binding; nucleic acid binding.